AUGUCUCGCAUACUUCUGCUGGGUGCAUCCAUAGUUCUCCUCAUGGACACAGGAGACAGAGUGCUGACAUUAAACUUGAUUAGAUAUUGCAACUUAUGUAAUCACUUUGAUGGAAACAGAUGCCUCGGUGGCAUGAGGAGAUGCUGGAAGUUUAACCUGCUGCUGACCAAUAGGUCUUGUACCACAGAAAACUUUUAUUUUAAUGACCGUAUCACAGGGUUAUAUCUUUUUCGUUAUUCAAGACUGUCCUGUAAACGCUGUGGACAAGGAAUGUUUCAAGAAUUCCAUGACCUUCUGAGAGAAACAUUUUGCUGUAUUGAGAGGAACUACUGUAAUGAUGGCCUCACCACCUUAGAGACCUCAUCAUUAUAUUUUGAGGAUAUAAAGGAGAAGAAAGAGUUGAAUGACUGA
Molecule: messenger RNA, 411 nt
Organism: Cricetulus griseus (Chinese hamster)
Lineage: Eukaryota; Metazoa; Chordata; Mammalia; Rodentia; Cricetidae
Source: RefSeq, a predicted model, not a curated record